Messenger RNA from Dryobates pubescens (Downy woodpecker), 1245 nucleotides. It is a transcript of the gene PEX11G, whose product is annotated as peroxisomal biogenesis factor 11 gamma. Gene Ontology annotation, cellular component: peroxisomal membrane. The coding region runs from base 1 to 714 and encodes 237 amino acids. Lineage: Eukaryota; Metazoa; Chordata; Aves; Piciformes; Picidae. The record is from RefSeq and is a predicted model, not a curated record. Gene Ontology annotation, biological process: peroxisome fission. The transcript is spliced from 5 exons.
AUGGCGGCGAGCGCCUUCGGCGGCCUCGUGGCCGCGCUGGAGACGCACCGCGGCCGCGACCGGGCGGUCCGUGCGCUCUGCUAUGGCUGUCAGCUGGCGGGCGGGGUGCUGGCCAGGCCGCAGGCCUCGCCGUCCGGGCUGCCCCGGAGCCUCCUGGCCGUGUCGGCCCAGCUGAGCGCCUGUCGCACGGUCCUGCGCCUCUUCGACGACUUCGCCAUGCUCAGCUACAGCUGCGACUACGGGCUGGGACCCAAGGACGAGGACUGCCUAGUGCGGGGGCUGUCGGUGCUCUGCAACCUGGCCAACCAGCUCUACUACCCCUGUGAGCACAUUGCCUGGGCGGCUGACGCUGGCAUCGUCCGCGUCGGCUCUCAGAAGUGGUGGACUCUGAGCACGGCGCUUUGGGCCUCCUCCCUGCUCCUGGGCAUCCUGCGAUCCCUGAGGGUCUUGUUCCAGUUAAGAAGAAAGCUGAGGCAGCACAAGUGCAGUGCAUCUUCACCCUGGAGUCAAAAGGAAGUGAAAGCCCAGGUGAAGGCUGAGGUUCUAAGCAUCCUCACAGCCACAGCAGAUCUCUCCAAUGCAAUCCACUGGCUGCCUCCAGGAUUUCUUUGGGCUGGACGUUUCCCUCCCUGGUUAGUUGGUCUCCUGGGGACCAUCUCUUCCCUGAUUGGCAUCUACCAAGCAUCUGGAGGAGGAACUUCUGAAGCUGUAUAACCAUAAUUAAGCUUUGGGAAGCCAGUUUUCCCAUGGUAAAAAAGCCUUUGGUGAGGGAGAUGCAUUUUACCUCUUGGGUGUUGGUGGCUGUAUUUCCACACUUCCUGUAAUUGGGGCUGCAGUCAAGGUAUGAGUAACAGGAUUGAUUGCACUUUAUGGGUUUAUCACUCUUUAUCAGAGAAAUGAGGUGAAUCCUCUGAAAAUCAAGAUAUUGGUAAAAUAGGGAGGGAAAAAGUUUCUUCCAUCCUUUCUUCCUCUGUCCCACAAGACAAAUCCAACCCUCCAGACUUUGCUGUCACUUGAAAGAGCACAAAGUCAGUGUCAGGUGGAGAAACUGCCACGGUCUGUGACACUCAAAUUCUGAGGGAUGAAUCCUGCAAGUUCCAGCUCAGCACUCAGUGCCUCACCCAAGCCAGGGAGGUCACCCUGGGCUGGGGAUGUUUUUUGGAGCCCAAAGCAGAUGUCCCAAGCACAACCAGAAGCGAGCAAGUGGCGUUUCUUCAGAGGUGAGCGGGGAAAGCAAUAGCAUUG